CAUAAACGCUAAACAAUACAUGGCCAUGAGAGAGAGGAAGGGCAUGGCUUAUGUAGGGUGUGUGAUUGGCUGCAGGUAUGUGUGUAAUCAGUGCAAUGGAUGAUGGGAAAUGUAGUCCAGUGAAGUGCAAAAGUUAGUGUGGUGCAAGAGUCCAUACAAAACAGAACUGGGAUCGUGACACAUGCGUAGAGCCAUAAGUGAAUUUGUCUACACAAAUAAAACAUUAACAAACAUUAUAAACACUAUUAACAUGUAGGCUAUGCAUAUUUUACCUCCUGUCACUCCAUGACAAAUCUUUAAAUGAAUGGAAUUCAUAAAAAAAAAAAAAAAAAAAAACAAUGAAAAAAUUUAAGUAGCCAUGUAGGCUUAUAAUAAAUUAUAAAUUGUAGCCUAUAAAAAUAGCCUAUAUAUAGUGCCAUUGGUUACAAACAACAUUUAUUUUAAACACCGAGUCUAAACUAAUUUAUUUAAAUAUCUCUCUCAAUCUCUCAUUCAGUCCAAAGUUUCCAUAUUUGUGAUGUAACUUGGAUGCUAAAGUAUUUAUGCAAAGAAGGCUCGUACUUCAGUCGUGUCCAAAUACAGUAUACAUGUAAAUCAGCACAGAGAAAUGAGUUUGGAAUACCGGAAAGUGACAGAUGAUUGACCUUUAUAUUGUACUACAGACAAAUGAAAUUAAGAAUAUUUUAUUUUUAUAAUUAACACUGCGAUGUCAUGUCAGCACUGCCAGAACUGAUAUGUGUGAGUGCGCCGGCGUGAUCACUUAGAUAGAAGGGGAAUAACGUAAACUAAUACUCUUUAUAGUCAUACAGAUGAAAGAAGGACAUCAUUCAAAGUGGUAAAAUGUAUUAGUGUGUGUGUACAUUCAAAAUGACUACAAAAUGUCAUAACUUGAAAAAUAAAGAAAACAUCAGAAUGCGCUGCUUUAGUGUGUCUCGAUCUCCUUUAACAUCUUUCUGAUGCACGCCACAAUUAUGAACCAAGAUAAAGCGAAUACUUGACACGUCUACUUUUAAAAGUCUACGUUUAGAUUAUUUGAUGUUAAGUGCAUUAUAUAAGUCACUAACGAUCGCAUGUGAUAAUAACGUGUCUUACAGUCCAGAAAAUACAGUACAAUAUAGCAAAUUAUUUUGCGGGCCCCCUGGCACUUUGAGAACUGCUAGCCUACACAGAAGAAAGCCCUGUCUAGGCUGUGCUCUGGUGCAGGUUGUGUCAAGCAAUUCACUAUUCUGGUUGUUUGAUGAGAAAAAGAUUAAAUGUAUUUACAAUAAACGCAUUAAGAACCUGCAGAGGAGGACUGUUAUUCUGCUGUGCGGAUGAACUGAAGACGGCACAGUUUGAUCGUCUGCUGACCAAUGAGGAGAAAGGGGAAUUUAAUUUCCGCUUAUGUGUAGAAAUCGAAUAUUAAUAUUCAAGCAGUUUAUUUUUUUUUCUACCUAUGAACGAAAAAUGAAAAAUCAAGCUAAAUUCCUGUUUUUUGUUUUUUUUUUAAACAAACGAAAAAACAAAAAAGCCAUUUUCUUAUUUUUCUACUUUCAAUAUUAAAUCAAAAAAUGACUGAAAGAAUAAUACACAGAUUAUACACUGCAUCUGAAAACGGUAAUUUAAUCUGUAUUUUCAUAAUAAUUGUAUGGAAGUACUACCUGGGAGUAAAAAGAACAAUCAUUUUGCUGAACUGGUAGGACAAACCAUAUUCACCUUGAACUGUGCUAUUUUUUUUCUCUGGAAUUCCCUUGGAUCACUCGUUGGGUUGUUCCUGUUGAACUGAAACUGAACUAAAAUACUGAGUGACAUCUGGACAUUGAAUCAAAUUCCUGAACAUUUUCCUUAUGACUGUGGAUACUGAUUUUGAAAUUUAUUCUUGAAACUUGUAUACUGAUUUUGAAAUCUAAAUUCCUAAAUUGAACUGAAGUGUUGAUUGUGAACUGAAUUAUUGUUAUUGUUGCUGUUUAUUUGGGUUUAUUCAUAUUAUUUUAUUUGUCAAAAGAUUCAAUUCACUUAAUUUACUCAGUAAUAAUAUAUUUAAUUUUCUAGCAAUUAACAGUUACCUAUGAGUCUGAGUUGUUUUCUUUCUUUAGUUUCUGUUAUCAGUUCUAUACGCUCCAGUGAGUCGAAUUAAUCUUCUGAUAUCUUAUAUUCUGAUAUCUUGAGUGUAUGUGUUUCUGAUCAGAUUUAUCCAAGCAGCUCCAUGAAGACUGAAUGAAUCAUGGAUGACACACAGACAUUAAGCCAUGUAGAUUUUUCUCCAGGAUGCAGUCAAUUUGAGGGUGACAGAUCAAUCUCACCGGAGCCCAGCUGUGUGUCCAUGAAGAGUGACGUGUCUGUGGGAGAGUCAAUAAACCUUGAGGGAAAACACACAUCAACUGAUCUGAGUUGUGAUUCUCAACUGGUCCAAAGCACAUUUAAAUCAAAUCUGCUGAAGAAGUUUCAGUGUCUGUUUGAAGGAACAGCAAAGAGCGGAAACCCAACACUCCUGAAUGAGAUCUACACAGAGCUCUACAUCACAGAGAGUGAAAGUGGAGAGAUCAAUAAUGAGCAUGAGGUGAGACAGAUUGAGACACAAUCCAGGAGAGUAGCAACAGAAGACACACCAAUUAAAUGCAAUGACAUCUUUAGACCUUUACCUGGACAAGAAAAACCCAUCAGAACUGUGCUGACAAAGGGAGUCGCUGGCAUUGGAAAAACAGUCUCUGUGCAGAAGUUCAUUGUGGACUGGGCUGAAGGGAAAGAGAAUCAGGACAUCCAGCUUAUAUUUCCACUUCCUUUCAGAGAGAUCAACUUGAUGAAGGAAAAAACACUCAGUCUUUCAGAUCUUCUUCAUGUCUUUUUCCCUGAAACAAAAGAAAUGGAAAUAUCCAGUGAAGAACAUAAAGUGUUGUUCAUCUUUGAUGGUCUGGAUGAGUUUCAUGUGUCUCUGGACUUUAAGAGCAAAGUGAAGCAUAAUAUAUCUGAAUCAGCCUCAGUGGACGUGCUUCUGAUGAACCUGAUUGUGGGAAAUCUGCUUCCUUCUGCUCUCAUCUGGAUCACCUCCAGACCCGCAGCAGCUGAUUUCAUCCCUUCUGAGUGUGUCCAUCGAGUGACAGAGGUACGAGGCUUCAAUGAGCCACAGCAAGAGAAAUACUUCAGGAAGAGAAUCAGUGAUCAGAGUCUGGCCAAUACAAUCAUCACACACCUGAAGUCAUCACGGAUCUUCCACAUAAUGUGCCACAUCCCAGUGUUCUGCUGGAUCUCAGCCACUGUUCUAGAGAAGAUGUUGAGUGAAGCAGAGAGUGGAGAGAUUCCCAAGACUCUCACUCAAAUGUACACACACUUCCUGAUCACUCAGACCAACAUCAAACAUGAGAAGGACCAUAAGAAGAAAGCGAAGAAUGAAGACAUGAUUCUCAAACUGGGAAAACUGGCUUUCCAGCAGCUUGUGAAAGGCAACCUGAUUUUCUAUGAGGAAGACCUGAGAGAAUGUGGCAUUGAUGUUACAGAAGCAUCAGUGUACUCAGGAUUGUGCACUCAUAUCUUCAGAGAGGAGUUUGGCUUGUAUCAAGGGAAAGUCUUCUUCUUUGUUCAUCUGAGCAUCCAGGAACAUCUAGCAGCUCUAUAUGCACACAUUUCCUUUACAAACAACUGCAAAACACUUAAUCCAUUAUCUGAGCUGCAUCAGAGAGCCCUAAAAAAGGCCUUAAAGAGUAAGAAUGGACAUCUGGACCUUUUCCUGCGUUUCCUUCUGGGUCUCUCAUUGGAGUCCAAUCAGACUCUCUUACGAAAACUACUGACACAGACAGGAAGCUGCUUCUACAACAAAGAGGAAACAGUUGAGUACAUCAAACAGAAGAUCAGCGAGAAUUGCUCUCCAGAGAGAUCCAUCAAUCUGUUCCAUUGUCUGAAUGAACUGGGUGAUGAUUCACUAAUGCAGGAGAUUCAACGUUAUCUGAAAUCUGGAGAAAUAGGAGAAACCAAUCUCUCCUCGUUACAGUGGUCAGCUCUGGUUUAUGUGUUGCUGACAUCAGAGCAGAAGAUGGAUGAGUUUUACCUAAAACAGUUUAUUGGAGUACAAAAUACAGCAGAUGAAGUUCUUCAAAAGCUGCUGCCUGUGGUUAAGGAAUACAGAUCAGUUCAGUUGAAGAGGUGUGGUGUCAAAAAAGAAGGUUGUGCUGCUUUGGCUUCAGCCCUGAGAUCAAACCCCUCACACAUAAGACAUCUGGAUCUGACAGGGAAUAAACUAAGAGACCGAGGAGUGAAUCGGCUCUCUGAUGGACUGAAGGAUCCUGACUGUAGAUUGGAGACACUGAAGUUGAGUGAUUGUGGCAUUAAAUGUUGUGCUGCUCUGACUUCAGCUCUGAGAUCAAACUCUUCACACCUGAGACAUCUGAAUCUGAGUGAAAAUCUCUUGAGAGAUUUUGGAGUCAAGCAACUUUCUGAUCUGCUACAGUAUCCUUACUGUAAAUUGGAGAUACUGAGGUUGAGUGUUUGUCGUAUUACAAUUAUAGGUUUUACUGCUCUGGCUUCAGCUCUGAGAUCAAACCCCUCACACCUAAGAGAACUGGAUCUGUCAUCGAACAACCUAACAGACCGAGGAGCAAAUCUGCUCUCUGAUGGACUGAAGGAUCCUGACUGUAGAUUGGAGAAACUGAAGUUUAGGAAUUGUGGUAUUACAAAUGCAAGUUGUACUGCUCUGGCUUCAGCUCUGAGAUCAAACCCCUCACACCUGAGAGAACUGGAUCUGUCAUCGAACAACCUAACAGACCAAGGAGUGAAUCUGCUCUGUGAUAGACUAAAGGAUCCUGACUGUAAAAUAGAAACACUGUGGUUGAGUUAUUGUGGUGUUACAGAUGAAGGUUGUGCUGCUCUGGCUUCAGCUCUAAGAUUAAACCCCUCACACCUGAGAGAACUGGAUCUGUCUGGAAAUAAACUAGGAGCAUCGGGAGUGAAUCUGCUCUCUGGUGGACUGACGGAUCCAAACUGUAAACUGGAAAAACUGUGUUUGAGGUAUUGUGGUGUCAAAGAUGAAGGCUGUGCUGCUCUUGCUUCAGUUCUAAGAUCAAACUCCUCACAUCUGAGAAAUUUGGAUUUGAAUGAAAAUAAAUUAAAAGACUCAGGAUUGAAGCUGCUUUCUGAAGGACUGAAGGAUCCUCACUGUAAACUGGAGAUAUUGAUGUUGUGGCGUUGUGGUGUUACAGGGGAAGGUUGUCCUGCUCUGGUUUCAGCUCUGAGAUCAAACUCACACUUGAGAGAACUGGAUCUGUCAGGAAACAACCUAAGAGAUUCAGGGGUGAAGCUGUUCUCUAAAGGACUGAAGAAUCCUCACUGUAAACUGGAGGAACUGCGGUUGAGUAAUUGUGGUGUCACAGAUGAAGGUUGUGCUGCUCUGGCUUCAGUUCUGAGAUCAAACCCCUCACAUCUAAGAAAACUGUAUCUGACUGGAAAUGAUCUAGGACACUCAGAUGUGAAGCUGCUCUUUGAUCUAAAGGAUGAUCCACAUUAUAAACUGGAGUUAAUACUUGCUCACAACUGGGAUUAGUAGUGAUGAUUAAAACUUUUCAUAUUUUAAGUUCAUUUAGUUUUUUCUUCUUAGGUUACUUUCCUGGCAAUGGUUUCUUACACACUAUAAACAUGUUUAAUAAUGAUUGAUUUAUUUUUUAUAAUAGUUUAUGUAAAAAUAUAGGACCUUUAAGUUUUGACUUCUACCAUUGGGGGCUAGUAUCAACAAGCAGUCCAAUAAUUCCUCUUUCAAAUAAGCAGUUUAUUGUCUUAUUUCCUUCGAAAAGCAUACACACACCAGGUUCACUGCCAUUUCCUGUCACUAGUUAAAUAUGUGUCACCACAGGGGGUGCCACUAUUGCAAUUCAAUAGAAAUAAGUACAUUGAAUUAUACAUAAAAUACAAAAGUAAAUACAAAUAAAUGAAUAUUUACCAUAAUUAUAAUAUAAAUAACUUCAUUCAAGUCAAAAUAAAAAUUCAAAAUAAAAAUGAAACAAUAAACUGGACAUAACAGUUUAUAAUAACAAUUAAGUAUCUUCAGGUUUCGCUUUAAAACAAUUCAAUAUGUUGCUUUUAUCAUUGUCUUUUUAUCCCUAAAUGAUGUAUUUUGAGAAAAUGUCAAUUGCAAUGGAAGAUAAUGGUAAAUAUUUAUCAGUAUUUACUUUCUUUGCCAUAAAUAAAAACUUACCAAAUGUCAUAGAAAGAGCAGUAUUACAGGAUUAUAGAUAAGGGUGAAGGGUCAUUAUUUAUGGUGAUUUGGAUGCAAAAUCAAAAUCAGAAUGUUUAAAAACAGCUUUAAAAAUCAUGUAUCACAGUGUUAUAUUAUAAACUCUCACUUAAUAUUCUAAGUAGUUUCUAUUCGUUGUUUUAAAGUGGAUAAUGCAAUAAUGUCGCAAACAUUUGAAGAUCUAUGUAUUUCUUACAGGUUUAGAUGUUAGUCUGAUCAUAGGCGUAAAUUGCGGGGAGUUGGGGGGGGUCAAUAAAAUAAAAUUAAAAACAAUGCAAAGUAUUGUAAAAUAAUGUUAUGAUAUAUUCUUAAAAUGAGAUAUUUUCACCAAAAUUGACACACACAUGUAUGGGCUCUCUCUGAGAACACAUAAAAAAGUGGUGUGAUUGUGCCUCCUGGUGGCGCUAUAAUUAAACAAAACA
Messenger RNA from Megalobrama amblycephala (Wuchang bream), 6618 nucleotides. Its product is annotated as NACHT, LRR and PYD domains-containing protein 12-like. NCBI's taxonomy places the organism in Eukaryota, Metazoa, Chordata, Actinopteri, Cypriniformes, Xenocyprididae. Gene Ontology annotation, molecular function: protein binding. The record is from RefSeq and is a predicted model, not a curated record.